Molecule: messenger RNA, 1479 nt
Organism: Arthroderma uncinatum
Lineage: Eukaryota; Fungi; Ascomycota; Eurotiomycetes; Onygenales; Arthrodermataceae
Product: FK506-binding protein 4
Exons: 4
Coding region: 1-1479 (492 amino acids)
Cellular component (GO): nucleolus; chromatin
Molecular function (GO): peptidyl-prolyl cis-trans isomerase activity; macrolide binding
Source: RefSeq, a predicted model, not a curated record
AUGUCGGGAACUCAGCCAGUUGCGCUCUAUGCGGUCAAGGUGCCCCCAGGUGGCAUCCUUGUGCCUGCUGUCCCUGAUGCUGCCGCCAUGUUUCGCGUUACCAUGGCCGCAAUUGAUCCCGAUGCGGUGCCAGAGUACGAGGAUGAGGCCCAUGCGAACAAGGCGCCCCGAGCUACAUUGAGGAUUGUCCGCCCUCCUCCAGGUCUUGACUAUGAAGACUCUGAUGAGGAAGACGACGAGGAUGACGAAGAUGAGGAUUCUGACGACGAGGCCAACGGUGGUCCAAGCGACCCCGCCAGGAAGAAGCGAGCGAUGCUUGAGGCCGCUCUUCGAGACAUGGACGAGGGCAUAGGUGAAGCUGAUGAGGAUGAUGAUGACGAAGAGGAUAUUGAUUUGGCUGCAGCUAUCUCCAAGUUAGUCAAGGGCAAGGGAAAGGCCACUGAUGACGAUGAGAGCGAUAGCGAUGAUGAGGAUUUGGAGUUGGACGAAGUCAUCGUCUGCACACUCGACCCAGAGCGCAACUUCCAACAAACUCUAGACUUCGUUGUUGGCGAGGGUGAGCGCGUCUUUUUCAAAGUUACCGGUACUCACACCGUCUAUCUCACUGGAAACUACGUCACUCCUCUUGAAGACACGUACGGCAGUGAUGAGGAGAGCGACGACGAGGACGAUGAGGAUGAAUAUGACCUCUCACCAGAUGAGGAUGAGCUCGCUGCCCUUGUGGGUGAUGAUGACGAGAGUGACGAGCUAGAUGACCUAGCCGACCCAAGAGUUAUGGAGAUCGACACUGAUGAGGAGCAAUCCAUAACUCAGUCUAAGAAGGAGAAGAAGGAGAAGAAGGACAAGAAGGACAAGAAGAGCAAUAAACGCCCAGCAGAUGACUCUGAAGAUGAGGAGGUAAACUUGGAUGACAUGAUCGCCAAGACGCUGAAGACUGCCGAGCCUGCUACCAAUGGCGAACCCAAGUUGAGCAAGAAACAGCUAAAGAAGCUAAAAAAGAACAAUGGCGAGGCUGCUGAGGCUGCCAAGGCAUCUCCUGCCGGUAGCAAGUCCGAUAAGAAAGUGCAAUUCGCCAAGGAACUUGAGCAAGGCCCUACCCCUACCAAGGCCGCUGAGAAGAAGACCGAUGGUACCACUGGAACCCUUGGAGUAAAGCAGGUGCAAGGAGUUACCGUCGAUGACAAGAAGCUCGGUAAAGGCAAGCCUGUCAAGAACGGUGACCGAAUUGAGAUGAGAUACAUCGGCAGACUCGAGAACGGCAAGGUUUUUGAUUCCAACAAAAACGGAAAGCCUUUCUCCUUCAAGGUCGGAAGUGGGGAGGUGAUCAAGGGCUGGGAGGUUGGUAUUCCCGGCAUGGCAGUCGGUGGUGAACGAAGACUCACCAUUCCAGCCCAGCUUGCCUAUGGCAGAAAAGCUCUCCCAGGAAUCCCAGCCAACUCCAAGCUGAUCUUUGACGUCAAGCUGUUGAACAUCAAAUAA